This is a messenger RNA of Penicillium soppii, 858 nucleotides long. RefSeq names its product ubiquinone biosynthesis protein COQ4 (gene coq4). NCBI's taxonomy places the organism in Eukaryota, Fungi, Ascomycota, Eurotiomycetes, Eurotiales, Aspergillaceae. Bases 1 to 858 code for a protein of 285 amino acids. The record is from RefSeq and is a predicted model, not a curated record. Gene Ontology annotation, biological process: ubiquinone biosynthetic process. Gene Ontology annotation, cellular component: mitochondrion; mitochondrial inner membrane. The transcript has 2 exons.
AUGUCGAUCAUUGGGAGGCGUGGAGCAAUUGAGCUUCGAGUGUUGACUAAGAGCUCAAAAUUAUCAGCAGCAACUGUUUUAAGACCCUUUUCUGUUCUAAACCGCCCACCACCGAACUAUCCUGGCCAUGUUCCAUUGACUACCCUCGAACGUGGAGCUCUUGCGGUUGGCUCGGCCAUUGGAUCAUUGAUAAACCCUAGACGAGCGGAUCUCAUUGCGGCGCUGGGCGAAGCCACUGCGACGCCAUAUUUUAUAUACCGACUGCGGGAUGCCAUGCUCUCAGACUCAACAGGGCGUCGCAUUCUCCGCGAUCGCCCCCGUAUCACCUCCCAAACGCUCGACAUGGCCCAUCUCCGCACCCUCCCCGAGAACUCCGUCGGUCGAACAUACGCCAAGUGGCUAGAUCGCGAGGGUGUAUCCCCUGACACUCGAGACAACGUUCAAUACAUUGAUAACGAAGAGUGUGCAUACGUCAUGCAGCGGUAUCGUGAGUGCCACGACUUCUACCACGCAGUGACGGGACUGCCGAUCUUCGUCGAAGGCGAGUUGGCCCUCAAAGCGCUAGAGUUCCUGAACACACUUCUUCCAAUGACUGGAUUGAGUCUUUUUGCUUUUAUUCGGAUGAAGCCCGCUGAAAAAGAGCGUUUUCUUUCGCUACAUCUGCCAUGGGCAAUUCGCAGUGGGUUGAGGAGCAAGGAGCUUAUCAAUGUUUAUUGGGAGGAGGUCCUGGAAAAAGAUGUGGACGAACUUCGGGCUGAGCUGAAUAUCGAGCGACCGCCUGAUCUCAGAGAUAUCCGCAAGAUGAUCCGGCAGCAGCAGAAGCGGGAGAAGGAAAGACAGCAACAGACUUCAAGUUGA